AUGCCUCCAAGAAGUAUAGAGGAAUGGUUUUACUACAAACUAUUGAGCAGCCCAGGUUUCCAUAGGUUUGUACGAAAGGUGUAUAGAAAAGUAAAUGGCAUUAAAGAAGACCCCUUCACCGAUCAACCAGCGGCUUUUCAAUAUCUUUAUAAGCCAACAUCACUGCAGAAAUUUAAAGCUCUGCGGCUUUUAUUUUGGGAUGAGAUGAGGUCAACUUUUGGGUUCAGAAGAAGGCUAGGCGACCGCUUUAAAUGA
Saccharomyces kudriavzevii IFO 1802 is the source of this 255-nucleotide messenger RNA. RefSeq names its product Mrx7p (gene MRX7). The transcript has a single exon. The record is from RefSeq and is a predicted model, not a curated record. Lineage: Eukaryota; Fungi; Ascomycota; Saccharomycetes; Saccharomycetales; Saccharomycetaceae. Bases 1 to 255 code for a protein of 84 amino acids.